Molecule: messenger RNA, 2138 nt
Organism: Sycon ciliatum
Lineage: Eukaryota; Metazoa; Porifera; Calcarea; Leucosolenida; Sycettidae
Exons: 7
Coding region: 366-1514 (382 amino acids)
Molecular function (GO): palmitoyltransferase activity
Source: RefSeq, a predicted model, not a curated record
GUUGAGUUUUGCUACAGAUUUCUUACGGUCCAUGCACGAGUGCAGUGUUUUUGUGAGAAUCUUUUCACUGUGAGGAAGAUAGCUUCAGAACAAGCCGCAGUCCGUCCGGGUUCACCCGGUUGACAUCAUUUUCUUUCCGUGGACCAUGAGCUAGCCGUGGUUACAGUACGAAUAUCGGUUUCUGAAUUCCAAUAUUUUGUAAUACAAUGUAAAAUUGUUCUUAAAAAUAGAACUUGAGUAAUAGCGAAACUUUUCAAAUUAAUUUCCAUUCAGUCAGGCCCGGCGUAGACAGUGCUUCGCUAGUUAUAUCAUUAUAGCCAAUAUAGGUGUAAUAUUGGCUAGUGUUGCUACCACGGGCGGACCACAUGGCGCCCGUCUUGCUGUGUUUCUUACUGGGCAUCAUCGGGGUAUGUCUAGCAGUUCUCUUGCCCAUUCUUCUCGACUUGUUACUGAGCAUUCUGGAAUUCUUCGGAUUUCAGCCAUGGCGUUCUCUGCACGUUUCACGUCUAAUGCUGCGGCUGAACACAAUCAGCGACAAGGCCGAGUACUUGAUCAUGCUCCUGGUGUUCUUCUUCAUCACAAUGCCAAUCUACUUCCAUUUCUUCGACGUCAUGCCGUUCUUCCUGGCCCAUUACCCUGAAGACGCUCUGCUGCCGGAGUCCGUUUAUUUUGUACUCUUCCAUGCUAUCCCAUCCGUCUUCUUGAAUGGGAAUAUGCUGUUCCACUUUUACAAAAUUGUGUCUGUGCCACCUGGCACCACGGUGGACAAGGGCCGAUUUUCAGCGGAAGUAGUAGAUGGUGGUGGAAGGGCUCCGUCUCACACUGAAGCAUCGCAGGCUCUGGGGAGUGCUGGGGGUAAAGUGUGUGACACGUGCAAGAGACCUAAGCCACCGCGUGCCAAACACUGCCACACAUGCAACAAGUGUGUGCUGCGACAUGACCACCAUUGUGUAUUUGCUGCCAACUGCAUCGGCCUCAACAAUGUCCACCACUUCUUCUUGUUCUCCUUCUUCUGUGCAUCGAGCGCCCUAUAUGCAGUUUACAUCGCCAUUCGUCCUUACAUAGAAUGUAGCCUGAAGAGAGAUAACGAGGGACACUUGCCGUUAGCAGAUAUGGAAGAACUGUGCGCGGAGCAUGAUCAUCAUAAAAUUCUCUUAGCUCUUGCUCUGCUCUCAUCACUGGUGCUCUGUAGCUUGUUCACGAUUGUCCUCUACCUAGCUCUGACCGGAGAGACGAUGCAUGAAUUUUUACGGCGCGUACGUGGCAGGAAGCGGAAAAUUGCGGAUGCUGGCGGCGCUGAAGGAAGUGUUCCUCUCCGCAUGGUUGGCGAUGGAGGUGGUGUUGAUGCAUUAGAGAGUGGAGAGCUUGAUGCACAAGAACAACUCUAUCGAUCACAGACCAGGAGUAGGAGCUGGAAGACCAACAUGGAGUUCCUCUUUGGUCCCAUGGUCAACUGGUGGAGGUGGUUCAUACCCAUCACACCACUUCAUCGCUCACCCAGGAAAGUUUCUUGAGCAGGGCACAACUGUCCACUAUGAUCCACGGGCUGGUAGAACUCUACCAAUACAAACACCAGCAUGUGUUCAUCCAGUGCUGCUUCUGCUGCUACGACACUGCUCACAUUACAGAGGAGGUUUGUAUGAUUUUCUGUUGACUUGCUACCUGGGCGUGUGACGAGAUGGCAUGCGUGGCUUUACUUUACUGAUGCCAUGGUGCUGUGCGCAUUGGUGUGGCAGAUGAGACUCGGAUCAGUCUCUGCACACCCGGCAGCUGCAAGUAGCCUGGGAAGCAGCUGACCUGCAGUGCUCUUCUUGCAUCUCAGUCUCUAUAACCGCUACGGUGUGUUGUUGUGAAUCCUGGAUAGUCUUCUUUUCUAGAUACCCUCUGAACACUGCUACAGUCGCUCACGACACUGUUACAGUGGCUGGUUACAAUUUUAUUAGGCAUGGUCACGUGACUGGUAUAGCUGAGGGCUGGCUCCCAAUGCAUACAUGUACAUUUAUUUCUACAAGUUUCAAUCAGAUUAUUAAAAUACCAUAAUUAUUGUACACAUAUUGCAGGACAUUUCAAUAGCUUGAAAACAGCUCUUGUUCUGUUGACAUGCAAAUCCGUGCUAUUUCCCAAUUCGUCCCGUUCAA